AUGCCAGUACCCUGUUUCCCUGAGUAUGUGACUGCUAACGUGAGCUGCGAGGAGAACGCCCUGUCCGUGUUCUGGCAGGAGAGCAUGGGAGCAGACUUGUAUAUGGCUACACUGAUGGACAGUAACGGACAUUUCACCAGCUGUCAGAGUAUGAAUGACACCACCUGCACGGUUGUGGGACUCGCCUGUGGAGAGAUCUACCACAUCAGCGUGGUGGCAUCUGACGGAUACUGUGACAGUCUGCCCAGUGCUCUCAUUGACUCUGAAUCAGUUCCUUGUAAGCCUCGUAACAUCCGGGCAGUGGUUGACUGUCAGUCUGAUACAGCUGUGUUGUCAUGGCAGUCGGGCACCGGGGUGGUGCAAUACACGGCCACAGCACUGAGCCAGUCUGGUGAUGCACUCAGCUGUGAAAGUAAUGAAACCAAUUGUGAACUGACGGGUUUGGCCUGUGGAGAGAGCUACAACAUCACUGUGUUGGCUCAAGGACAGACGUGCAGCAGUUCUGCAGCCAUGACUGGACACCAGAGGACAGGUCCCUGUAUACCUCAGCAUGUAGAAGUGCAGUACACCCCAUCUAUUGGGCAGCUGUCCUGGGAUAGAACCAAAGGUGCUUCAAUGUACACUGCCCAGGCUGCCACUGAUAUGGGAUCGGUGCUUUCCUGUUCCACCAGUGACACCUCAUGUGCCAUUUACAGCAUGUCCUGCAGUCAGACAUAUGACAUCUAUGUUACAGCACAGAAUGAUGUUUGUCAGAACGUUGCUGUGUCUGAAUCAUCUGCUCUAGAGACAGAACCCUGCCCACCACAGAAUGUGCAGAUCCACCUAGAAUGUUCAAGUGGUGAAGGAGUCGUGUCCUGGGAGGAAAGCAUAGGGGCGCUGGGAUAUGUGGCGUUCCUGGAGGGUCAAAAUGGUGACAGUCUUUCCUGCUACACAACAGACUCCAGCUGCAGUGUGGCAGGGUUUAUGUGUGGUUCCAUUUAUCACACUUACGUACGUGCCAUCGGAAGCACGUAUAACAGCACAGACAGUGAGACCGUUAUCAUCACAUCAGCCCCCUGUCAGCCAGACUCCGGUUCAGUUGACGUUGAUGUGAAUUGUGAGAAUGCCACAGCAUUGGUCAGCUGGGACUGGAGUGGUGGUGCUACUUCCUAUGAACUUACUGCUACCAGUAACGAUGGCUAUAUCACUACUUGCGUUUCUGAAGAGAAUUACUGUAAUGUCACCGAGCUGGUGUGUGGGCAGACUUACAACAUCAGCCUUACAGCAGUCAGUGAGCAAUGUCAGGUUACCAUCGAGACAGACGUCACUUUCCAAACAGUACCUUGUGCUCCACUGCGUGUGGAUGUGGACUUUCAGUGCCAGUCUAGCACAGCUGUAAUUACCUGGGAACAAAGGGACGAUGUGCUAUACUACCUUGCUAGCGUCACCCUGAACGCCACAGGAGAAGCAACUGCAGUAUGUAAUUCAACAACUGAAAGGUGUGUGAUGACUGGGUUGCAGUGUGGAGAGGAGUACGCCUACACCGUAACGGCCUACAACAGUCUAUGUCAUAGUGAAGUCAGCAGCACUGUAUACGUUCAAACAGAGCCAUGCCAGCCAACCCAACUGAAUGUUAUAGGAUCAUGCGAUAACAAUACAGUUCUCUUGAACUGGGAUGACAGCAGAGGUGCAUCAAGUUACACAGUCUUUAUAUCAGGCAACCUGGGAUAUGAUGACUCCUUCCAGACAUCUGAAUCGAUCCUUGCAUUGGACCUUCUCUGUGGACAGAACUACACCCUUACCACAACGGGCCAGAAUGAUGUCUGUGAGGCUCCAUGUGUACCAUACCACAUUGAGAGCUUUGUACAAUGUGAGGAUAACCUUGGUGCUGUCAGCUGGGCUAGCAGUGAUGGUGCAGAUAUUUACAACGCCAUUGCCGUAGGACAGGAUGGGCAAACCCACAUGUGUGCAACAAACACAACCACUUGUAUCUGGGAUGAUCUUCAUUGCGGAAAGAUCUAUAAUGUGCAUGUCAUCGCCAAAUCCAAUACCUGCAACAGUCAACCCAGUAACAGCACAACCAUUCUCAUGGGUGAGCAAAAAAUAAAGGCAGCUAUUUAA
Molecule: messenger RNA, 2100 nt
Organism: Paramisgurnus dabryanus
Lineage: Eukaryota; Metazoa; Chordata; Actinopteri; Cypriniformes; Cobitidae
Source: RefSeq, a predicted model, not a curated record